Gongylonema pulchrum is the source of this 866-nucleotide messenger RNA. The record is from the annotation of a GenBank genome assembly. NCBI's taxonomy places the organism in Eukaryota, Metazoa, Nematoda, Chromadorea, Rhabditida, Gongylonematidae.
UGUUGGCAGCUAGAAAAGGAGCAAAAUUCAGGAAGUAUGAGGAAAUCGACAAUGCUCCGGAAGAGAAAGCUCGAGGCAUAACGAUCAAUUCGUUUCAUCUGGAGUACGAGACCGAGAAGCGGCACUAUGCACACAUCGACUGUCCGGGCCACGCCGAUUACAUCAAGAACAUGAUAACGGGCGCGGCACAGAUGGAAGGGGCUAUCCUGGUUGUGGCUGCUACCGAAGGAGCCAUGCCGCAGGUUGGCAUUCCACUUCAAAAUGUUGCUGUAUUUAUGAAUAAGAUCGACGAAGUGCCCGAUAAAGAGACGCACGAGCUGGUGGAGAUGGAGUUGCGAGAGUUACUCGCCGAACUUGAAUAUCCCAGCGAUGCACCGAUGGUAUUUGGUUCAGCACUUUGCGCCUUAGAAGGAAAGAAUCCAGAAAUAGGGGAGCAGUCCAUCUUGAAGCUCCUGCAAGUGCUUGACGAUUCUUUCAUAAUCCCGGAGCGUCAGAAAACUACAGAUACUAUGUUUCCCGCCGAACACGUGUACACUAUCAAAGGGCGUGGAACAGUAAUAACUGGCAAACUGGAACGAGGUAACUUGAAGAAAGGCGACAAAGUGGAAAUUGUUGGUGGCGGAAAAGAACGAGUGAAAUCCGUUGUUUCCAGUAUGUUUCCUUCCAUUGCAUCUGUUGUUAAGUUUUACCUCACCACAACAACAGCACCGAAUGGUAUUGAAACGUUCAAGAAAUCACUGGAUGUGGCAGAAGCUGGCGAUCAGUUGGGCAUUUUGCUGAGAGGCGUGGACAGUAAGGCUGUGCGACGCGGAUGUGUUCUUCUCUCCCAGGAUCAUAAACAUGUACCGACAGAUAAAGUGGAAGCC